This is a messenger RNA of Ricinus communis (castor bean), 3590 nucleotides long. Its product is annotated as protein LATE ELONGATED HYPOCOTYL. The transcript has 7 exons. Bases 720 to 3026 code for a protein of 768 amino acids. Gene Ontology annotation, molecular function: DNA binding. Lineage: Eukaryota; Viridiplantae; Streptophyta; Magnoliopsida; Malpighiales; Euphorbiaceae. The record is from RefSeq and is a predicted model, not a curated record.
UUAUAGUGGCUGAGAUUGCUUCUUAGUAUCUCAACUGUGGUUUCUGGAGUUUUAGGUCUCAAAGAGACUCUCUUCUCAGUUCUCUUUUGUUUAUUUCUCUCUGGAGAACUCCUUUUGAUUUCUUUUUUAAUUUUUUUUUUUUGCUGUUGAGUUUUCACGAUUCCGAUCCACCAUUGCCGAAAACUAAAGGUUCUCAUGUGAGUCUCUGGCGUGUUUAGUACGUGUAUGAUCGGAGACUCCAUCAAUGCUUUGACGGUUUUAAUUAACCAUGGCUUUAACUGAAGGAUUUGGCACCUACGCGUCCGUUUUGGUGAGGAUUCUGAAUAAAGGAAUUUACUUUUAAGUUCUUCUUUCGGAGAAGCGUCUGUCAGUCUGUCUCUUUCUCUCUCUCACUCUCUCUCUAUCCCCGUCUCUGUUCUGUUCUGGUGGAUUCUUAACAUUCAUAGUUUCUUAAUGGAGUAAUUAAAUAAGCUGUUGCCUAUACACAUAGUGUGUGUGAAUUGGCAUUCCUAAAUUGUUCAGAUACGGAUCUCUAUCGAUUGUUGUGUUCUUUUCUUUUAUUCUUUUGCAGUAGUAUUCAGUUAUCAGGUAUUUUGGAGUUACAAAACAACGGCUUUAUUUGUAGUAUCCGACUUUACAAGAGAUGAAAGGAGGUUUCUGUUUUAUCCGUUGUUCAUUAGAGAGGAUUUGAAGCAGCAUUAGCUGCACCAGAUCCGGUAAUGGACACUUACUCCUCUGGUGGUGAAGACUUAGUUAUUAAGACAAGAAAACCUUAUACAAUUACCAAGCAACGUGAACGAUGGACAGAGGAGGAGCAUAAUAGGUUCCUAGAGGCCUUGAAGCUCUAUGGACGAGCUUGGCAACGAAUUGAAGAGCAUAUAGGAACAAAGACUGCUGUGCAGAUAAGGAGUCAUGCACAGAAAUUCUUUUCAAAAUUGGAGAAGGAGGCUAUUGCGAAAGGUGUUCCAAUAGGACAAGCUCUUGAUAUAGACAUUCCACCUCCACGUCCUAAGAGAAAACCAAGCAAUCCUUAUCCUCGAAAGACAGGUGCUGGUCCUACUCCAUCUCAGGUGGCAGCAAAGGAUGGAAAGCUUCCAAGUUUAGUUUCUUUUCCACGUUGUACACAAGUGCUGGAUUUGGAGAAAGAACCACUUCCUGAGAGACUGAAUGGACAUGAGAAGCAAACAGAUGCAACAGAAAACCAGGGUGACAAUUGCUCUGAAGUCUUUACCCUUCUCCAAGAAGCUCAUUGUUCCUCUGUUUCUUCAGCAAAUAAGAAUUCUGUAGUAACGGCAGAGGCACUAAAAAACUCAUGCUCAUUCAGGGAGUUUGUACCUUCGCUGAAGAAGGUGGUAAAUCAGGAUGCCACUAAUGAAUCAUAUGUCACCAUCGAACUUGAAGGAAAUCAAAAGCUAGAUAAGCCUGAUGCCAAACAGACAGUUCAGGAUAAUGGUAGUAGUAAAGCUUCAAAGUCGGAAUCCUGCCUGUUUCAUGAGAAAUUUGAUCAGGCUAAGAAAUCAGAUGAGUUUAACAGUGCAUUGCCAACUGAUGAAAUGGAAACCAUGCAGGGUUAUCCAAGGCAUGUCCCCGUGCAUGUUUUGGAAGGGAGCUUGGGAACAUGUAUGCAAACUCCUACCUCAGAUGUGUCUUUCCAGGAGCCUAUAUUUUGCCCUACGGGAGAAGUUCAUGGGCAUCCCAAUCUGUACUCUCAUCCAGCUGCAUCUGCUACUACUGAACAUCAAAAUACUGCACCUAGAUCUUCUACACAUCAAUCAUUUCCAAGUUUUCCUCCCUUUAAUUCAACUCAACAUAAUCAAGAUGACUAUAGAUCAUUUCUCCACAUCUCCUCCACAUUUUCGAGUCUCAUUGUAUCUACACUGCUCCAAAAUCCUGCAGCCCAUUCUGCAGCAAGCUUUGCAGCUACAUUUUGGCCGUAUGCUAAUCUGGAAAGUUCUGCAGAUUCUCCAAUAUGUCCCCAAGGAGGAUUUCCAUCAAGGCAAAUGAACUCUGCCCCCAGUAUGGCGGCUAUUGCUGCUGCUACUGUGGCUGCAGCAACUGCAUGGUGGGCAGCACACGGACUACUUCCCUUGUGUGCUCCUCUUCAUGCUGCCUUUACCUGCCCUCCUGCUUCUGGAACUGCUGUUGCAUCAACAGGCGCGGGUCAAGUUCCUGCAGCCAAGACAGAAAGAAAACUAACUGUUGAAAAUCCUCUAUUACAAAAUCAACAAUUUGAUGUAGAACAUUCCAAAGUUUUGCAAGCUCAGAAUUCAGCCUCCAAAUCACUGGAGAUGUCAUUGUCUGACUCUGAAGAGAGUGGAGGUCCGAAGAAAAAUACAGGAUCAAAAGCUACUGAUCAUGAGAUGGCUACACCAGCACCUGAGGUCCAGGACCCGAGCAAAGCAAAAGCCAGAAAACCGGCUGACCGUUCUUCAUGUGGUUCAAAUACAUCUUCUAGCAGUGAAGUGGAGACAGAUGCACUAGAGAAGCUUGAGAAAGGCAAUGAAGAGUUAAAAGAAACUGAUACAAACCCUGAACCUACUGAGUCUAGUUGUCGACGCAGUAGAAGUAACAGCAGCAUAAGUGAUUCAUGGAAGGAGGUCUCUGAAGAGGGGCGGCUGGCUUUUCAAGCUCUCUUCUCCAGAGAGGUAUUGCCGCAAAGCUUCUCUCCUCCACAUGUUUUAAAGAAUGAGGCACGCCAGAAGGAUGAAAUCGAAGAAGAUAAGCAGAACACAGUUGAGAAAAAUGAAAAUGCAUUAUUAUUGAGCCUUAACGGCAACAUAUCGGGAUUCUGUACUAGCCAUCAAGAAGCAGAGAAAAUUGAGAUGCCUAGAUGUGAAAACAACGGGGAGGACGGGCUGCUGACAUUUGGACUCGGACAUGGAAAACUGAAGGCUCGUCGAACAGGAUUCAAACCAUACAAAAGAUGUUCAGUGGAGGCUAAGGAAAAUAGGAUGCUGACCGCCGGCAGCCAAGGUGAGGAGAAAGGCCCAAAGAGGAUACGUGUGGAAGGGAAAGCUUCAACUUGAUAUUGCAUGCUUAAACAAAGGAAACCUUUUGUUUCUGCAUGUAAUUUGUUAAAUUUCCCCCCCUUAUCUAUUUUCCUUUUCAUGUUCAAAUGUUUAAAUUAUAGUAUUUGCAGAUCACGAGACUUUUCGUGCGUGUGUGUACCAUAUACAGCUACAUUGGCUUAUUAUUUCUUGAACCUUGUAACUGCAGUUAAAAACUCCUAAGUAGAGACUUAGAUAAGAACCAGUCAAGUAAUGAAUGGGCCCGGAUCUGAGUCUGACCCAUUUCAUCAAAAGGUGUUGUUUAUUUGCUUCCCUAAGUUGUAAUUCUUAGUGGUCAUGUUAGGGAUAAGCAAGCAAGUCUCUAGGUUAUAGAGAAACCCAUCCUACUAAAAGGAGGUGCUUGUAGCUGUGACGACAGAAAUGGAAUGGGUCGUAACCUUGCUGCCAAGAAUGGAUUCUAAUUGUUGUAUAAUGUCUUAGAUGCAGGUCUGUGUGGAACGUGAGGAAUGAAUAAGAUGGAUAUUAUGUAGCAGAUGAAAUUUCAUGAGUCGCAAUAAAGCAUAUAUAGUUUUUACCUUACAA